This is a messenger RNA of Manduca sexta (tobacco hornworm), 1120 nucleotides long. It is a transcript of the gene mRpL44, whose product is annotated as 39S ribosomal protein L44, mitochondrial. The transcript has 6 exons. Lineage: Eukaryota; Metazoa; Arthropoda; Insecta; Lepidoptera; Sphingidae. The record is from RefSeq and is a predicted model, not a curated record. The coding region runs from base 99 to 1067 and encodes 322 amino acids. Gene Ontology annotation, molecular function: double-stranded RNA binding; ribonuclease III activity. Gene Ontology annotation, biological process: RNA processing.
CAUAAAAACUCAACAUAACCUUAAAAUUUGACAUUUGGGGAAAUGUUUUGAAACAAAUUUUCAUUUAUUAUAAGAAGAAAACUAUAAUUAUAUAAAUCAUGGCUCUUUUAAGGCGUUGUGUGCCGCUUUUUAUGAGGGCUAUUAACAACGUUCCUGUUACAAUACAAGCUCAAAAAAUCCACAGAUGGGUUGCGCCGACUCUAAUGGAAUUUAAGCGUCGGGAAGAUAAACAAGGUGGAAAGGUAACAAACCCUCGCAACACUUUCUUAGAAUGGAAUUUGGAGGCGGAACUCUACGCUUUUGGAAAACGUUUGAACGAGGAAUUCGACUCGGACCUAUUAUUACAAGCGUUCACCGACAGGUCGUAUGUGAUUAAAGAGGAAAUGAGACAGAAAGACAUGGGACUAGACAUAGUAAUGAAGGACAACAGAGAGUUAGCUGAUGAAGGUGGGAAGUUUAUAAAUGGAUACAUUCAGCUCUACCUAGAAGCAGUACUGCCGAAGUUUCCAUUGCAAGGAGUGAGGAGCAUCCAAAACCACCUGGUCAGCGAGGAGACUUUGAUGCAUGUGUCUUUGCAUCUUGGUACUAAGGAUAUUAUUCUAGCUUCGGAAUACCCAGUCAGCAAUUACAUACUAGCAAAUGCAUUCAGAGCUAUUGUGGGUGCUCUACUGAAGUCUUCAGGUGAAGAGCGAGCAGCACAUUUUGUGCGCGACUUUGUCAUUACGCAGUUGCAAGGCAAAGAUGUCAAUGAAUACUGGCAGAUUGAUGAUCCUUGGGCAAUGUUAACUAGUUUUGUUGAGAAGGAGGGAGUUAAUGUAGAACCCAGGUUAAUUGGCGAGGUUGGCAAGAACACAAUGCUGGCUUGCUACAGGGUUGGACUGUAUGUAGACAAGAAGAUGGUUUCAUCUGGUUUCGGUGAAAGUGUAGCAAUAGCCAAGGAAAUGGCAGCAAGAGAAGCCCUCAAAAAGAUAUUUGGCACUGAAGAUCACAUGAAACCAAUCAACUUCCAAUUAAACGGCAUACCAAAGCCAGUGUCGGAGUCGCGGUACCAAAUAACAGCUAGUUGAAGGAACAUAUUUAUUAAUGUAGAAAUAGGUUAAUAUAAAAUAAUUAAAUAUAA